UCGCAGCAGCCCUGUCCGCUCCCAGUGGAGAAAAGGGAGAAAAGCAAAUAUUUGAGCCGCCCCCCCCCCACCCCGCGGCGUGUCCCGCGACCCCUCCCGCCUCCGGCGGCGCGUCCACCCCCGUGGCCAUGCCCGGGGAGGUGGGGAACAAGAUCCCCCGGGAGGACGGGGGUCCUCGGGGACCCCCGGGCCACCGGCGCCGUCCCGAUCCCGGCAGUGUGUGUGUGUGCGUGUGUAUGUGGGGGGAUCCCCCGGGUGGAGGCGGUGGCCGUUCCGGAGGGACGCGGGACCCCCGGCCCCGGGGUAGGGCAGGACGGGGCACGGCUGCACCCAGCCGCUCUCCUGCCUCCCGGGGCUCCGGCUCGUUUCGAUUUCGUUUCCCGGAAGGAUCGCGCCGGAGCCGCAGCGGCCGCAGGGACGGGACCCACCCGCGCCGGGCACCCGGGCAGCGCCGAGCACCGCUGCGGGGGGCGGCCGCCCUCCGCCGCCGGGGAUGCAGGGUAAAGUGGCAGUCAGCUCAUCCAGCCCCACCGUCGCAGCUUCCUUACCACCCCCGUCCCAGCCCAGACACGCGCCCAUCAGCGAGGGGGAGAUCUUCAAGCUUCCAGGCAGGCUGAGAAUCCAGCCCUCGCUGUGGAGCAAGGAUGACGUGAUACACUGGCUAAGAUGGGCUGAGAAAGAGUAUUCCCUUCGGCAAACCGACGAAAGCAAGUUUGAAAUGAACGGCAAAGCCCUGUGCAUCCUCACCAAGGAUGACUUCAGAUACCGAGCUCCGAGCUCAGGUGAUGUGUUAUAUGAAAUACUCCAUUACAUUAAAACUCAAAGAAGAGCUCUGGUGUGUAGCCCUUUGGUGAACUCACCCUUCAGGGAAACCAGGAGCACAGAGAAAGGGACAGACUGUAGUGCUGAGGCUGCCCCGGUUGCUGUUUUCUCCUGCCUGGGUUGUGUAGAACAGCCUGUGUCUCACAGCUGCUCAGAGCCACUGAACCUCUCCCAUCACAGCCCAGAGGGCAGCUGCAGGGCAGAUCCCAUUGGCUCUUUUCCUACAGCCUUCUUGGCCCCAGUGGAUGGGAAAAUUGCAGACUGCAGGUUGCUGUGGGAAUACGUGUACCAGCUCCUCUCUGACAGCCGCUAUGAGCCUUACAUCAAGUGGGAGGACAAGGAAGCCAAGGUCUUCCGGGUCGUUAACCCAAAUGGACUUGCCCAGCUCUGGGGGAACCACAAGAACCGAAUGAACAUGACGUACGAAAAGAUGUCUCGAGCUCUCAGACAUUACUACAAGCUUAACAUCAUCAAAAAGGAGCCAGGGCAAAAGCUGUUGUUCAGGUUUUUGAAGACUCCUGGGGAGAUCAUCCAUGAGAAAUCCAGUAAACUGGAGCAGCUGGAGGAUGAGGACCAUGAGGAUUUGAAAGAAGGAAAUCUUUGAAGGUGGCACUAGCAGCGCAUUGCAGACAGGGCUGUGCUCUGCCGGCAUCUCUUGCGUCUCCUGGACAGAAGGCCACGGAGCGGGCCCUGGAUUUCAAAACCUGCCCUGAGCCAAAAAGCUGUGACAUCUCUGGGGCUUCAUUAGUGAUACACACCCAGAAACUGUCCCCCAGCCCCCAAAGCGCAGAUGAACGUGUGGGCUGGUCUUCUGUUCACUUCUCUUCUGUCUGCUGGGAGGGAAUGUGAUAUUUUUGCUCUGUGAAUUUUGAUGCUUCUCUUUUAAGAUUUAAACUGGCUGGUAAAGACCGCUCUGUUCUUACAGCGAGACGUGCUGAGCAGAGAGCACCGGAACACGUGCUCCUGGUUAAACAUCUACUGAAGUGCUUCUGGAGAGGAGUGGCCCUAAGCGUGGACACGCUGCUCUGAAUUGGAGCCAUUUCCCCAAUUCGAGAAUGGACUGGUAUUGCAGAUACGCUGUACGCUGUACUCUCAGUCUUCUGUGGGGUUGCUCUGGUGACUAAGGGUGGGAGUGUGCUGAAAUAUCCGCCCGCAUCAGGCCUGGCUGGAGUUCCAGGCUGCAUAGAUGCCCUAAGCUGGGUCUCAUUUUAACUCCUUUCCAUCCAUGUAAUGCUUUUUAUAAUUAGCUGACUAAAUAAUGUGAAAAGAAACAAAGGCAGUAAUGAGUGAGCACACUCAUCAGACACGUGCUUUGAGUCCGACGCAGGAACACCUGCAAGCCCAGGCAUUGUUAGUGACCUGGAAGAAACAAUGUGUGUGGUUUUGAAUCUGAAAAUAUCCACCAAUAUUUUCAGAUUGUUCUUCAGUGGAGGAAAUAAAAUACCGUGACUGUGCAAGGUUGAAAAUUCAACUU
Molecule: messenger RNA, 2296 nt
Organism: Phalacrocorax carbo (great cormorant)
Lineage: Eukaryota; Metazoa; Chordata; Aves; Suliformes; Phalacrocoracidae
Source: RefSeq, a predicted model, not a curated record